Betta splendens (Siamese fighting fish) is the source of this 1906-nucleotide messenger RNA. It is a transcript of the gene atg5, whose product is annotated as ATG5 autophagy related 5 homolog (S. cerevisiae). The record is from RefSeq and is a predicted model, not a curated record. The transcript is spliced from 8 exons. Gene Ontology annotation, cellular component: phagophore assembly site membrane; cytoplasm; Atg12-Atg5-Atg16 complex. Bases 167 to 994 code for a protein of 275 amino acids. NCBI's taxonomy places the organism in Eukaryota, Metazoa, Chordata, Actinopteri, Anabantiformes, Osphronemidae. Gene Ontology annotation, biological process: cellular response to nitrogen starvation; C-terminal protein lipidation; nucleophagy.
UUUUGCAGUGUUCCGGUGACAGCAGGGGAAUGACAACAGCCACGGCUUUUCUUCCAUUCAACCUGACUGCCAAACAUCGACAAAAACUGCACGCUGUCUGUCUGCGGACGUCUCGGUGUAUGUUGGGGGAAUUUAUCCUUUAUGUGCCACCGGCAGCAGACGAAACAUGGCAGAUGACAAAGACGUGUUGAGAGAUGUGUGGUUCGGGAGGAUACCAACCUGCUUCACUCUGAACCCGGAUGAGAUUACUGAGCGAGAGGCUGAGCCGUACUAUCUGCUGUUACCCAGGGUGAGCUACCUCACACUGGUUACUGACAAGGUGAAAAAACACUUUCUCAAAGUAAUGAAGACUGAGGACGUGGAGGAGAUGUGGUUCGAGUAUGAAGGGACACCACUCAAAUGGCAUUAUCCAAUUGGAGUUCUGUUUGACCUUCAUGCCUCAAACACUGUAUUACCCUGGAACAUCACUGUGCAGUUUAGGAAUUUUCCAGAUCGUGACCUUCUCCACUGCCAAUCCAACUCCAUAGUUGAGGCUCACUUCAUGUCCAGCAUUAAGGAGGCUGACGCCCUCAAGCACAAGAGUCAAGUCAUCAAUGACAUGCAGAAGAAAGACCACAAACAGCUGUGGAUGGGCCUGCAGAAUGAUAAGUUUGACCAGUUCUGGGCCAUGAAUAGGAAGCUGAUGGAAUAUUCCACAGAGGAAGGCGGCUUCAGAUACAUUCCCUUCAGGAUAUAUCAGACAUUGAGCGACCGACCGUUCAUCCAGAAGCUCUUUCGUCCUGUUUCACCUGAAGGCAACGCUUACACACUGAGUGACCUGCUCAAAGAGAUGUUCCCAGCUGCUUUACCAACUGAGAGGGAGCCCAAGCGCUACCAGGUGCUGAUCCACGGGAUCGAGCCGCUGCUGGAGACGCCUCUGCAGUGGCUCAGUGAACACCUCAGCCACCCCGACAACUUCCUGCACAUCUGCAUCGUCCCUGCACCCAGCGACUGAGACCUGAGGCUGGAAACAUCGUCUCAACCAGUGAAACGGAGAUAAAAGACUCUUGAACAAAAGGACAUCAGAAACAUCGUCUCUAAAUAUGAACCGAGGACGUGAAGGAGGCGUGGAGCACACCGCCCUCUCUGUCCUCACCUGUUCCCACUCCUACUGUACCAUGACUCCUGCUGCAGCUUGUUUAGAGGACACCGACAGAAGACUCUGCUCUGGGUGAAGGCUUGGUUGGAUGAAGAGCGACUCUCAUUUUCUCCCCUGCUUCUCUGGUCAUCACUUCCUUCUUAUUCCUCAUCAGGGACUGCGCUGGCGACAAAUUGAGGGGAUGGUUUGAGUGACGUCCAGCUGAAGUUGCCUUAGUUACCUUUACGCAUCAUCUCACCUGUGCAGAAAUGUCUCAACCCGUGGGAACCUGCUCUGGGUUUUCGUCACUGAUGCUUUCUCCCUGAAGGAUCUGAGCUUCUGAUGCUACUGGUGGUUAAUAAAGUAUUUUCUGCAUUUAAUUGUGAUUUUAGCUCAUAACAUGCUUUUCUUUGAUCGUGAGUCUUUGCUUUAACCAUAGUCUUGGAUAAUGUAGUGGCUGAAUCAGUGUGGAGUAAUGGGAAGGAAUCACAUAAAGACAGAUGCUGGUUCUCUCCUCUCACUCCUCUGCUGCUUUACUGUCUGUUUCUGUCAGAUUUGGCUCAAAUCUCUUUGUCUGAUGCCAAAGUCAAACGAGCCUCUGGUUCUGUUUCAUUUUAAGAACUCUGCUGUCUGAGGCCACGGAUGUUUGUCCUGCAGCAGAAAACUGCCCACGUUGGUUCACUUCGCUUUGCUGAACCUUGAGAUAACAGUUAUUCAAGCCGUUUGCAUCAUAUCAGCUUCUUUUUUUUACAUCUGUUAAUAAUAAAUGACAUUAAAGCAUUGACCUGA